This is a messenger RNA of Penaeus indicus, 5212 nucleotides long. RefSeq lists its product as uncharacterized. Lineage: Eukaryota; Metazoa; Arthropoda; Malacostraca; Decapoda; Penaeidae. Gene Ontology annotation, cellular component: membrane; cytosol. The record is from RefSeq and is a predicted model, not a curated record. Bases 84 to 1463 code for a protein of 459 amino acids. The transcript is spliced from 8 exons.
CUCGCAGAUGGAGCGUAUCAUCGGGUUGUGAAAGUGAACGACCCGGAAUAUGUUGGUGCCUGAACUUUUGAAAUUCACCUGAAAUGGCUCAAUACACGUUGAUUUUCCACCUGAUUAGCCUGGUGAUGCUGUGUGAAUAUGGCACGACGGUGAGAGACGGCAGGCGUGGCGGUUUCAGAAGGGGGGUCGAGAGAGGAGUCGGGAGCAGGGAUGUGGCACAGGGGGUGGACGAGGGCCACCUGAUCACCAUGGAUCUCCAGCUCGUCUCCAGGGUCAUUGCGGCUCUCGACAGCAGCAUCAGUUACUACGAGAAUAACUUCAAGCAGAUGAACUUUGAUGGGAUCUUUGGGGCGAAGGUGGUUGAAGGGCAAUUGAACCUGAUUGUUGCAGAAUAUAAUAAGGGAUUUCUAUCAGCUACAAUGGACAGCUUUAUGAGGAAUAAGGUGGCAAGCAUUGCUACAAGGGCAGGACGUGUAGUAAAGCUUGCAAUCCCCUUCUUGUAUAAAAAAAAUCGAAAAUACAUGGGGAAAAUGGAGCGCUUGUUCCAGCUUUCUUGGGAUGUUGGACAUUCCCACCGCAAUGUGGACAUGUCCCUCAAGUGGAGUGAUCGCACGUUCACUCUUGCCCUUGAGGAAGAGCUUACUGAGAUGCAGAGUGACCACUGCAUAGCUGAGUUGCUGGAGCCUAUUGAGGGUGUGAUGUGCCGUAUGACAGACGUUUGCCAGCAGAUGAUGACCAAGGCAGGCAGGGAGAGAUAUGCCUUGGUGCACCAGAUCCUCUACACUGUGGUGGCUGAGAUGAAAAAAAAGUUUGUAUGUGGCAUGUUAGGUUAUGUGGAGUUCCUAUGGCGAGAUUGGCUUGCUGACAUACUAGAUUGGCAGAAUGGCUGCCUUCAACACCUAACCACUGUGGCAGUCUCAGCUUUAGCUGUUCACUUGCACUACCUUUUGUAUCCAGGGAUUAAGAGCAGGGGUGCCAGCAACCUGAAGCAUGUAUCUCCUCCUUCUGCUAUGUUGGAGCCUCCACAUGAAUCCAUCCCAAUGCACAUUGCUGGAGGCUUCAUGCUCAAUCAGCCCCUUUACAGGGAGGAGGUCCAAGAUGGACUCAGCAGAGUGGCUGAGGAGGAGAAAUCUCUAGAGGAUAAAGCAGACAUUGUUAUGAAGCACUUGGAGGAGAAGAGAAACAGCACCAAGCCUCAUCGUGUAAGAGACUUUAUGUCCCCGCUUUCACACUAUGACAGCACCUCUAAGAGUAACAGCGGCCCUGUACCACUGCCAGAACACCCUCUCCACCAGCCCCAGUACUUGGCUUCAACACACACUUCCGGGACCACUGUAGAGACCUCUAUGGCAGCUUUCUACUUUGUGAUAGCCAGCAUAGUGCUUGUUAUGCUGGUGAUGGUGAGGUAUGUUCACAGUGGGAGAAGGACUCAUACCAUUUUCAGGACCAGGUUCCGUUUUUGAGAAGCUGGAAUUAUCAAAAUUAUUUUCUUUAAGUUUUAUUUUUCAUUUAUCAAGAAAUUUCCUUGAAUAUUAAUUUUUUUUUUUAAUAUAUCUAUAUUUUUGUCUGUUGAGAGGUUAUAAGUGUAGACUGCUUGUUACAUGUGUUGUCAAUGAGAUGCUGUAAGGAGACUAGAUUCUAUUGGUGUACAUGAAAUAUAUAUUGUCAGUUAUAAUGUAAAACAUGCACAGAAUAAGAGCAGUGUUUAGUGACUUGUAUAUAUCCACAUAAUAAACAAACUGUAUAAAAAUGUGUAAAUACAUCUCUAAGAGAUAUUGUUGAAGUACUGCUUCAUUGAUUUCUGAAACAUUUUCUGAAGCUUAACACUGUCAGCUCUGCCAGUGGAUUUUCACUUGAAAUUGAAUCUCAUAUGUGACAUACUCUUACCAGUUCUUGUAGACAGAGAUAAAUACUCCAUAAAACCAAGUAUCAGAUUACUGAAUAACUGUUAUUAGAAUGUUUUUAAGAAAUAUUCAGAAUUUAACAUAGCAUAGUUACCCAGUUUUACAGUUUUCAGUAUGUUUUUUUUUUUCGGGGGUGCUAACUUUUGCUUUUGCUCUGUAGAUAAUAACCAUGCUGUUAGUAGCUUCAGGACCUAAUUAUAUUACUUUAAAGAAGUAGUCCCAAUUUAUAGGCUGGAAUAGUUUGUUGUGAUAACAGAAUAGCACUUGUCCAUCUCUUCAGGACUGUAAGAUAUUGUGAGAGGGAAUGUUUUGAUACAGUGCAAUUAGGGAGAUCAUCAAUACACCUUUUAUUAUUUAUUGAGGUGAGGCUUUACCCCCAAGCAUAACAGUGAAGCCUGAUUAGUUAAACAAGAAGAAAUACAUCUGCAUGGACUAAUAAAGACUUGCUUUAGCAAUUAUGAAGUGUAAAGUGAUGGUUGAUAUUAAAAUGAUUGAAAAAAAAAUCCCAGUCUUCACUUUUGUGCUUAGAAAGUCAUGCCAUCCAGAAAAAGACCAUCUCACCAGCGUCAUACAUGUCAUAUCACUUAACUCAAUGUGAUCACAGUGUAUAGCAUAUAUAUCAAGAGUAUAUUUGUCAUGCAUAUAUGGCUGGGUACUUUUGUGGAAAUUUAGCUGAAAAAUAGCACUAAGACCUGAUUACUUCACACAUAACUGUAUCAAAGAAGAUGCAUAUAUAACAUAAACACAUAUUCUCUGUUUACCAUACGUGGCACAGCCCAUCAUUUUUACCCACUGUCCCAGGGGUUAGGCCUUUGAGUGCUUUAGCUGGGAGCAAAGUUAAUAGACUAAAAGUAAAAUUGUAAUGAAUUUGAUUUGUGAUUUAGGGGUUGUGAUACAAAAUCAUUGAUAAGGUAUUUUAUAUAAAGAAAAAGUAGAAGAUAACCACCUAUUACUUCACCUCUCAGUAACAUGUAAUUUAGCUCUCACUGUUUUACAGUAUUGUUUCAUUAUUUUCUUUAAAAUACUCUUGAAAUGCAGAGUUAUAUGCAACAGUUCCCAAACACAAGGGUGACCAUAAAUGUGUAGGCAAUCAGCAUGCUUAUUUGCCAUUAAUUGAUACACAGAUAAAGUCAAGAUUUGUGUGAUACAGACAUAUAGGAUAAUGAGGCAUUAGUGCUGUUUUUUGCCUAAAUUCCUGCAAAGGCAUCCUGGUGUAAAGUCUGCAUGAUAGAAGGACUGUAAACUAUGAUUGGUCUGAGAUAGUGAUGGUAUGAUAUACAUGCCAUCCAGACUCAUUGAAAUAAGUCAGACACUAGCUUGGGAUUAGGCCUCUUUGCCUCAGUAAGUAAUACUGAGUAUUGUGUAACCCAAUGUGAUCAUGUUACCAUACUACUGUGUUCAUAUGGGAUAAACUACAAUGUCCUUGUUCAUCUCUGCCUCCUGGUCAGUCACAUAUGACCGUCCACUCUUGUGUGCCUCUUCCACACCCCAGCCAUAAUUAUAUUAAUUCCAUUUUUUUAUGUAAGCAUCAUUUGUGGUCAUUUGCAUGUUUUCACAAUCUAGAUAUUCAUGUGAGUAAUGGCAAUGAUAUGAUUUACUUUUUGAGUUGAGGCAGUGUUAGAAGGGGAAGAAAAUAUGGGAUAAGGUGGUUGUCAAGUAUUGAUGCUAAACAAGUAUUAGAACAAAUCUGGUAAAAGUUAAUUACCUGUAGCUGAUAUGAUAAGGGUCAGGUAACUAUUUUUUUUUAUCAUAUUUUUUAUCAUAUUUAAAAAAUAGCUACAAUGAAAUAGCAACUCAUUGCAAAUACCAUUUAAAGGAUAUAACUAACCCAGUACCUUUGCAGUUUCUUUUUAUCUUAGUCUCCCAUGCACUAUUAGUUGGGGUCAAGAAACCAAAUCUAGAUAAAAUGGGAGUAAUUUUCCUACCAUUACUACAUGUUUUUCACUGCUGCUUAAGGUUAUUUGUUGUUGGAUUUACGGGGGCUUUUUCCCUGUAACAUGUUCAAGAAAAGCUUUUCCAUAUAUUGUAUGUUGCAGGUAUAUGCCCUUUAUCCUAUGAUGUAUGUUAGUUUUUGGGUUAAUAUUCACCCUAAAUAUUGAAAAGGGUUAGAUUCAACUGACAGUUAUUGAAUUUUGUAGGAAUUUGCAAAGAAAAUGUAAAUUCUGAAACUAUUGCAACAAAGUUUACUUUUUACUUGAAAAACCUGAAGUAAAAUGCUUUGAUGAUGAUGUUAAAAAAACAUCCAAUUGAACUUUCUUUAUUAGCAACAAGUAACACUGUGUUUAAUUGCAUUUACUAAGUACUUGAAAGUGAAAGGGAUGCGUGAGGGAUUGGAAAAUUAUAGGGACUGCAAUUUCAUUCAAAAACAGUCAAAGUAAAAAUCUUGGGGUAUUUUGCUUCAGGGAAGACAGCUUUAUCAUCUUUAUUCCAAGCUUUUGAAAAAUGUUCUGAUGAAAUGCAGUAACUUGUAUUUUGCAGUGCAUGUGAUUUUGAUUUGAAAAAUUGUGAAAUCUCAGCAAUGAUGUAUUAUUUACAUUGUCUCAAAAACAAAGUUAGUGGGCCAUUUUAAAACCUGUUGAAUUAUUUCUAUUAUGUAUCCUAAGUGCCUGUCUUAUUUUGCGUAUAUUAGAAAACAGUGAUAUGAUGGGAAGAAGUGAAUAAAAUAACUAAAAAAAUUGUUCAUGUAGAAGCCAUACAUGUCAAACAUUAUGUUGAACUUGCAAGUAAUGGCAUAUUUCUUGAGCCUGGAUUUUUUCUUCUUCUUUUUCUAUGUUAUUGUCAUAGGCCUAUCAUUGUUUGGUUUAGAUUUAUGAUACCUGAUAUCCUUAACAUUGCAUGGAUCCUGGGAAAUAUAAUGGAAGGAACAUCUGGUUAAAUAUUUAGUCAAAAAGGUCCUUUUGUCUGAAGGUUAUUUUUGGCACAUUCUGUUUAUCAGUAGGUGAAAUUAGACUAAAUCCAAGAUUUUUAAAAACAUUUUUGAGUGGAAAAUCUUUGCUAUUUUGAAGUAUAUUUUUGUAUAGUUUUUUGGUUAUAUGUUUAGAACCAGAUUUUAUGUUUUUUAAAAAAAGAAUGAUAAUAUAUAUAAUACUUUCAGUAAGAAUGAUUAAUAUAUUUGUAUGUGCCAAAUGGUCAGAUUUUGAGAGUGUGUGUGUGUGUGUAUGCGGGUAUGUGUACCUAUACAUGCAUGUAUGUUUCUGUGUGCUUGUGUGCAUACAUUUAUGUAUGUAUAGGGACAUAAGCAUUUGCAUGUGAACAUUUAGGUUAUGCUCUGAGAUGAACAGUUAUUCUUUUCAUGCUUUUUUUUUUUU